CACCCCACACACCCCACCAUGGCGGACAUCCAGUUCAAGCGCAUUCUUGUUACCGGUGGCGCCGGCUUCCUUGGCUCGCACCUCUGCACCCGCCUUGUCGGCGAGGGGCAUGAUGUUAUCUGCGUGGACAACCUGUUCACCGGGCAAAAGUCGAACGUGGCCCACCUGAUGGACAAGGACAACUUUGAGUUUAUCCGUCACGACAUCCGCGAGCCGCUCCAGCUCGAGGGUCUCGACCAGAUCUACAACCUGGCCUGCCCGGCGGCGCCCGGCCACUAUCAGUGGGAUCCCAUCGGGACCAUGAAGACCUGCAUCCUUGGCGCCAUCAACAUGCUUGACCUCGCCAAGUACAACGGCGCCACCAUCCUGCAGGCCUCCACCUCGGAGUGCUACGGCGACCCGCUCGUCCACCCGCAGACCGAGGACUAUCGCGGCAACGUCUCGUGCACCGGCCCGCGCGCCUGCUACGACGAGGGCAAGCGUGCCGCUGAGACCCUCUUCUUUGACCACAACCGCAUGCAUGGCACCAAGAUCCGCAUUGUUCGCAUCUUCAACACCUAUGGCCCCAACCUCCACCCGUACGACGGUCGCGUGGUCUCCAACUUUAUCCGUCAGGCUCUCGCCGGCGAGGACAUCACCAUCUACGGCGAUGGGCAGCAGACCCGGUCGUUCCAGUAUGUGGACGAUCUCAUCGAGGCCAUGAUCCGUAUGGUGAACAACGAGGACGACUUUACCGGCCCGGUCAACACUGGCAACCCGCACGAGUUUACCAUCCGUGAGCUGGCCGACAUUGUGAUCCGGCUGACCAACUCGGAGUCCAAGAUCGUGCACAUGCCCGCGCCUGUCGACGACCCGGUCAUGCGCCGCCCGGAUAUCACCCUCGCCAAGGAGAAGCUCGGCGGCUGGGAGCCGACCAUUCAGCUCGAGGAGGGCCUUGUCAAGACCAUCGAGUACUUUGCCAACCUCGACCUCACCAAGUGGCGCCCGCCGACCAAGAACUAUUGAUUCUUGCCUCUGCCCCCCCCCCC
Messenger RNA from Thecamonas trahens ATCC 50062, 1028 nucleotides. Its product is annotated as dTDP-glucose 4,6-dehydratase. Bases 19 to 1005 code for a protein of 328 amino acids. The record is from RefSeq and is a predicted model, not a curated record. The transcript has 3 exons. Lineage: Eukaryota; Apusomonadida; Apusomonadidae. Gene Ontology annotation, cellular component: cytoplasm. Gene Ontology annotation, molecular function: UDP-glucuronate decarboxylase activity; NAD+ binding. Gene Ontology annotation, biological process: D-xylose metabolic process.